UUAACUUUAGUGUGCGCCGACCAGUUUCCGUAGACGGCCACAAAACACGGUACGCAGACGCGAUAUCAACUUAACUAAAACCAACUAUCAAAAUUUUUCAAAAUUUCAAUACAACAAAGAAAAGCCAACCACAACAACAAAGCAAAAACCAAUCGAAGAGCGCUCCGCUUAUGUAAGCCCCAGCCUCUAAGUUCUAUCCAGUGCAGUGGCCGAGCGCAGCGCUCAAAGUGUAAACACAACAACAACAACAGCAGCAGCAACCCCCCAACACCAGCAAAAAGAAAAAAAAUAAUAAUAAAAGGCAGCAGCUACAGCUCAACUUGAAUUAAGCUCAAUUCGCAAUCUCUCAACUCUCCGUUUUUUCGUAAUCGCAAAACAAAAGCAAAAGGCAAAAAUAAAAAUAUAAAAUCAAAAGAAAAAGAGAAAAAAAGUGAAUCUGCCUUUCGAGUAAUCUCCAUUUUAAUUUCCAUCUCUCUCGCACCCAACAGUCGGACAGUCUGCCAUUUUUUUCCGUUGCUGCUGCCGCCGCUGCUGCUGCGCCGCGCGUUUUUUAUUGUUUAUGUUUUUUCGUGUUCUGAGCCCCCAGAGAGAAGGUUAAGAAAUAAUAAAAGCAAUACAAUCAUCAGAAUCACAAUUACGAUCACAAUGAAAUGGAAUGAGUGAAAAAUAAAUUUCGUUAACAACAACAACAACAACAGCAACGGCAACAACAACAGCAAAAGUCGUCUGCCAAGCAAAUUUCACGCCGUAUUUAAUCUUAGCGCACUGCCUGCCUGCAGUUUAAUCGCUGUUCGUCUUUCUUUCCGUUCGUGUUGUGUGGGUUCUGUGUUCUUCUGGUUCUUCUCUGUGUGUGUGUUAUAUAUUCUUAGUGUCUUCUGCCAUCUGAUGAUCUGCGGCUGUUCAACAGUUAUCAGUUAUCAGUUAGCAGCUAUCAGCUAACAGUUAUCGGCGCGCGUCUCGUUAUCGUUAUCGUUAUCGUCGAGUUCGAGCUAGAGCCAGAGCCAGAGCUAGAAGUUGAGCACACGGCGCAGGCGCAGUCGUUAACGUGUAACGGUACAUUCGCAACGGUAACAUACACACUCACACACACAUUCAACACACCCAGAGUCACAUCAAGUCCAUCGCAAACGUGUAUGAGAGUGCUGUACAAAAUUUGAUCAUACUUUCCCCGAAAAAGGAUUUCAACCGUCCAGAAAUUGGACAUCAUUUGGACUUGGCCUAAGUUCUUUAAAGCAAUCCCCACAAUACAGACCACAUAAAAUGUUCUCAAUAUUUGGCUCGAUCAUAGCGCUUAUAUUGGCCAGCACAAUAUGCGAGGCACUGCCAGAUCUGCACAAACAAAUGUCGCCAGAGCAACUGCAUUCAGUUUUCCAUGUGGACACACACGACGCCGUGCCGCACUAUGAGCUCGUCCAGCUGCUGCACCACUCGUCGCACGGCGGUCUGCAGCGCAAGCGUCGCAGCCUCGACGAACGCAUCAAUGGGAGCAAUGCACCCAAGCCGCAUCAUGUCAAGAAGGAUCUGAGCAAGAAUGCCUACUACAGUGAGCUGAAGCAACAGGCGGCCACUGGCAGCAGCAAGAAUCAGCUGCUUGGCGACGACAUCAGCUCCAUCAAGGCGCACAAUGUCUCCUUCAGCGCCUUCGGCAAUCCCGUCAAUCUCACGCUGCGCGCCACGCAGGGCCUGUUCAAGGGGGCGCCGCACGAGCUGCGCAUGUGGUCGGUGGGCAGCGAGUCGAAUGCCACACAUGGCCUCGAUCUGCAGGAGAUCCUCGAUGAGAAGCAUCACAAGCAUGAGAUUGGUGAAGUCUUCCAAGAUGAGCAGAACAUGGCAGCGAUCUUAAUGCGCCGCCAUAUGGAAACUGGCGAUUUGAUAAUGGAGGGCAGCAUUGGUCACGAUCUGGUCAUUAAACCUUUGCCACACGAGCUGAGUCCCAACAAGGAGCAUGCCCAUCACAUUGUCUUCAAGCGUGCGGCCUCUGCGGCCGAUGAUCAACUGAGUGACUUUGCUUUCAUGGAACCCGACGAUUUGCUGGCCAGCGAAAAACUUGAGCGUCUGCAGCGGCGUCAGCAUCGCAGUCGACGCAGCAGCGGCAGCAGUCCCGACUUCGAGGACCUCAACGAUGAGGACGAGGGCCAGCUGGACACCGAGGCAGAGCCGGCCGAACCCCAAACCUCAGAGUCACGCGUGCGCCCCAGACGCCAAGCCCCGUACGUCAUCUAUCCCGAGGUCUUGGUGAUUGUCGACUAUGAUGGAUAUCGGCUGCAUGGCGGUGACAACCUACAGGUCAAGAGGUACUUCAUUUCGUUCUGGAACGGCGUCGAUUUGCGCUACCGCCUGCUGAAGGGACCCAGAAUACGCAUCAGCAUCGCUGGCAUCAUUAUCUCACGCGGUCGCGAUGCCACGCCCUAUCUGGAACGUAAUCGUGUGGGCCGCGAUGCCAUCGACUCGGCUGCCGCCCUGACCGACAUGGGCAAAUACCUGUUCCGGGAGCGACGUCUGCCCGUCUACGACAUCGCCGUGGCCAUCACCAAACUUGAUAUGUGCCGUCGUACCUCCGCAUUUGGUGAAUGUAAUCGCGGUACCGCAGGCUUUGCCUACGUUGGCGGCGCUUGCGUGGUUAACAAGCGGCUGGAGAAGGUGAACAGCGUCGCCAUCAUCGAGGACACCGGCGGCUUCAGCGGCAUCAUUGUGGCCGCCCACGAAGUGGGACAUUUAUUGGGCGCCGUGCACGAUGGCUCACCACCGCCCAGCUAUCUGGGAGGACCGGGCGCACAGCGUUGCCGCUGGGAGGAUGGCUACAUAAUGUCCGAUCUGCGUCACACGGAGCGCGGCUUCCGUUGGUCCGCCUGCACAGUGCAGAGCUUCCAUCACUUCCUCAAUGGGGACACCGCCACCUGCCUGCACAAUGCGCCGCACGAGGACAGCGCCCUGGGUAGAUCACUACCCGGCACGCUGCUCUCGCUGGAUGCGCAAUGCCGGCGAGAUCGUGGCACCUAUGCGUGCUUCAAGGAUGAGCGUGUCUGUGCUCAGCUCUUCUGCUUCGACGCCCAGACGGGCUACUGUGUUGCCUACAGGCCAGCAGCCGAGGGCUCAGCGUGUGGUAAUGGCUACCAUUGUCUGGAUGGUCGCUGCUCCCCACUGCCUUCUAAUAUAAUUCCCGACUAUGGAAACAAUUACCGUUUAGUAUACAAUAAAAUCAGCCAGAAGAAAAGCGAUGCGAACAGCCAAGCGGGCGAAGACAUUGAAAAUAGUAGUGAGGAGAACGAAUCCCAAGAAGCUGAAGAUGAAGCCGAAGAGAAGCAGGAGCAGGAGCAGGAGCCGGAGAACACUAGUAGUGAGGAGCAGCAGGAUAAUAACAUACAGCAGAGCUCUGCUGCGGCUGUUGCUGCUACGGCUGAUGCUGCUGCUGCUGCUGCUGACAAUGCUGACACACCGACAACAACAAAAACAGCAACAGCACGAACCUCAAAAUCGACGACACCGACGACUGCAUCACGUUCCAAAUCAUUUGAGUUUUUGCGGCGACUGUUCAACACUGACCACACUGAUAAUUUGGCACUACACAACACUGAGUCGGAGUGGCUGCAAAAUGGUGGCGUUAUGGUUAAGACACACACCAGCAGCAGCAUCAGCAGCAGCAGCAACAGCAACAGCAAUGGCGCACGCUACACAACAACAACAACAACACCAAAACCAACAACAACAACAACAACCACAACACAAACACCAAAUCUGUUUCAAAUUUAUACACAUGAACUACGAAAACAAAUUGAAUACUAUUUUCAUUUGAUACAAACACAACAACAACAACCACAAAAACAACAACAACAUCAGAAUACGCCACAUAAACAACAACAAGAACAAACUGUAGUUACGUCCAAUGAACAUUUCUCAAUACCCUUGGUACAAAAACAAAUUACAAAUUAUAGUGCCACCACCAACAGCAACAACAGCGGCGAGAGCAGCAACAAUGGCGCUAAAGAACAUAAUAGCAACAGCAAUGGCAACAGCAACAGCAACAGCAACAACAACAGCGUGGAAGGAAACAAGCGACAGCAGCAGCAACAACAACAACAACAACAACAGCAUCAUCUAGUUGAUGAGGAAAACGAGGCCAAUGCCGGCAUUGAGAUCAAUGAAGCAAUUGAGCGGCAAAAACGUAAGUUUCACAUACAGCAACCCAGACACUUGACAACACUGCAACAGCAACAACAAUUGGCAACAACAACAACAACAACAAGCACAACAACAGCCGCAGUCCGAGCAGCCAAGGCGACGCCAACAACAACAGCUGCAACAGCAACAACAACUAAAACAAAAGCAACUUCAUCGAUAUUCGAUGCAUAUUUUAAAAAAUUUCAAGCAUUGCAUUUACCAACACUGGACGGUGCGGUUACAGCCACCACAACAUCGGUGUCCACCUCCGUCAGUUCAACAGCAACAAAAGCCAGCAGCACACAACAACAGCAACCACAGCAACAACAACAGCAACAACAAAAGCAACACCAACAACAGCAACAGCAAAAUUUUGAUGGCAGUCAAUUCUUAAAACGUACGCUAAAUCGCAGUAGUAAUAUAACAAACAAAAAUAGUAGUAAUAAAGUUAGUCAUAACAAUAGUCAGCAACAACAACAACAACAACAGCAACAGUUGACAUCGCCCUCAUAUGUAACAAAUUAUAUUGGCGACAAUACCAACAAUUUGCCAACGGUGUUGGACAAUCAGCCAAGCACAACAACAACAACAACAACAACAAUAGCCAUACAACAACUCGAACAACAGUCAACAAAUGGCAACACAACAACAACAACAACAACGCUCAGAAAACCUAAAAUCAAAACACAAAAGCUGAUACGACGCACACGAGUCAUGUGAAAGACACAAAAAACAAAAACAGAAACUAGAAAGAGCGUUGUCAACACUGCUGCUAUUUCUACUACUAUUUCUGCUACUACUAAAUAUACGUAAACACAACAUUUCAACUCGAUCAACAACACUGCCAGCGCUACCCAGUUUGUAACUGUAACUCUCAAAGUACGCGCACAGACAAACACACAGUUACACACACACACACACAUAGAACAGAUUUACAGUUACACGCACACAAGCCUAAAUUGUCCUCUCAACGUUCCGAUUCGAUUUGUUACUUUGCUACUUCGUGCGUGGUUAACUGGAAGCUGUUUCCGUUUUAGAGCACUGCCAACCGGAAAGCGGAUGAAACGUUUGGAUUUGGCCUGGUUAUUGCCAUUGAGAAAGUUUUAACAACAAGAGAAACAAACAAAAUACUUAUGUAUAUUUGCAGUUGCAGCAAAUUGUGUUUUUAGAUAGAAUUUUUAUAU
Messenger RNA from Drosophila mojavensis, 5342 nucleotides. Its product is annotated as A disintegrin and metalloproteinase with thrombospondin motifs 18. Gene Ontology annotation, molecular function: metalloendopeptidase activity. The transcript is spliced from 15 exons. The record is from RefSeq and is a predicted model, not a curated record. Bases 1261 to 4878 code for a protein of 1205 amino acids. Lineage: Eukaryota; Metazoa; Arthropoda; Insecta; Diptera; Drosophilidae. Gene Ontology annotation, biological process: proteolysis.